UCUUUUCUCCUGCUGUACCAAAUUCCAGGUUACUGUGCAGCCAGACCCUGGGGGUGGAAGGAUUUCAGGGCUUCUCCAUGCCCCAGCUCCCAGGAAGAGGGUGAAGGUGCAGCUGGAUGGGCCAAGUGAAGUCAAGAUGGAAGACACGACCUUGAGGACUGCUCUGGGAGAAGACACUGCUGGGAGAACACAUCAGGAGGAUGCUGCCCCUCCCGGACCUCCUCCAGCACUGCCCAGCCCCCCCUCAGGCUGUGUGGAGCAGGAGACACAGCAGAGGAGUGAGGAGGAUGAGCAGCACGAUGGCUCUGCAAGCUUGGUGUUGGCAGCCACCCCAGGGAUGCUCUUCCAGGAGAGGCAGACCAACCUACACCCUCUUAGCCUCUCCUGGGUGUUGGGCUACAACAGCAGCCUGGCUGUGCACAGCCUGAUGGAUGGGGAGGACCGGGUGCUCCUCUACAUCUCUUCCCACACUGCAGUCAUCCACGAUGUCCUGAGGAACAGGCAGCACCACCUGCAGGGCCACAUGAAUGUCAUCUCCUGUCUGUGUGUGAGUGAAGACAGGCGCUGGGUGGCAACCGCUGACCGGGGGCCACGUCCUCUGAUCAUUGUGUGGGACUCCUACUCUGGGAUCCCCGUGCACACCAUCUUUGAGAGCCACCCAGAGGAUGGGGCCACUGCUGUUGCCUUUUCCCAGGAUGCAAAGUAUUUGGCAACCAUCAGUGCUGGGGCAGUGCAGAAAGUUUGUGUUUGGAACUGGACUUCUGCCACAGAGAAACCCAUCUGCAGCACGGAGCUGAGCCCAGAGUUUGGGUAUCAGGAUUAUGUCAUUUUUAACCCUCAAAAUCCCUAUGAGUUCCUCAGCAACAGCAGAACCCGGGUGAUAUUUUACCUGUGGGGUGAUGCUGGUUUGCAGUAUGCAGCCCCACUCCUGAGCAAGCAGACCUUCAGCAGCGUGGUGGGACACUUCAGUCAGUCAGUUUUUCAUUUUAACAACUCCCAAGCUCUGACAGGCACCUCUGCUGGGAAGCUGGUGGUGUGGGACAAGGUUGCUCCUCGCACCCCUUCCAAGGAGCUGCAGCCCAAGCCACACAGGAUGGAGGCCACCAAGGUGGUGCCACUGCAGGAGAACAAACUCACCGUGCUGCAGGUGGUGGAGAGCUGCAUAGUAACAGGUGAUGGGAAAGGUGAGGUGAAAUUCUAUGAUGGGCAACUGCAGCUUCUCACCAGCUACAGCCACAGCACUGUGGGUGCCAUUCGCUCCAUCUCCUUUUGCAAAACUCCUCCUGAUCCUCCUGGUGCCUCCCCAGCCUCUCCCCCCAGCACCCAGCCCUUCCUCACCAGGAACUUUAUCCUCUCAACCUCUGAUGCAACCGUGUUCCAUGUUGCAACAGAGACGGGAACCUUUGAAAAAGUCAUGGAAGAAGCAAAGAAAGCUGUGAAUGCCAUCACCUGCCACCCCAGAAGGGCACUGGUUGCUGUGGGGAGUCACUGUGGGGUGCUGAAGGUGUGGGACUACCAACAGACCAGGUACCUGGUUAGCAGGAUAUUCACCCAUGCUGGCAUCCAGUGCUUGUCCUAUGACCCUGAAGGUUAUUUUCUGGCUGCUGGUUUUACUGAUGGGACUGUUCAUGUCCUCGAUGCCAUUUCCCUUCAGUCCAGCUGCAAAGAGUUCAAGUUCUCACAUGGUCCUGUAACUCACAUCAGCUUCUCCCAUGAUUCAGAGUACUUUGCAACUGCUGAUGAGAAAUACGCAGUGACUGUUUACAAGAGUGUCCUGGAAAAUGGGAGCAGAUGCUGGGAACACCUAGCAGGGAUGCACUCCCACUACAAACCCAUCAGGAACAUCCUCUUUGGGGUCCAGUUAGACAGCAACGAGCCCAGGCUCCUGAGCCUUGGGGAGGACAGGCAGCUGGUUGAGUAUGACCUGAACAGCAGCAGCAAGGACCACUUGGUGGUCUUGCACAGGGACCGUGUGGAGCAGGUUGCUGUGCCCCUGUGCAUGGCCUGGUACCCACAGCUCAGCAACGAGUCCUUUAUCCUCACUGCCAACAACCACUACAAAAUGAAGCUCUACAACACGACAACCAAAAUGUGCAGAAAGACCCUUUUGGGACCAACAUAUGGCUUCCCAUUGGAGAAGAUACAAAUCCUCCCAACAACAAACACUGCAGAGCCCCAGCGACACUACCUGGCAUACAUUGCAAAGGACAAGGUGGGCUUGCAGAUUUUGCCUGUUGAUGGCAACCCCCACAAGUCCUCAGCUUUCAUUUGCCACCCAGAUGGUGCCUCUGAGCUUGCUGCCUCCUACGAUGGACACUGCCUCUUGACAGCAGGGGGGAAGGACUGUACUGUCAUGAAAUGGGAGGUCAACCUAAAUGCCUUGGAUGCUAUUGCUUCCCUGGGUGGGGAGGACUUGAUCCCAUUCUACAGCCUACUGGAUGGUGGCAGAGAUGGAGAAUUCUUCAGGGAACUGGAAGAUUAUUUUUACUAUGUACAGCUGCUCAGCCAUGGCAUCGAUACACAGGAGCCCAGACAGGUGUCAACACAUAUUCCCUUGGAGGAAAUUCCUUCUGUAAUGAGAGCAAUGGGAUUUUAUCCAUCAGAAGAAAAGAUUGAAGAAAUGAUAAAUGAAGUAAAAUUCAGCAAGUAUGUGGAUACCGGGGAACAAGUGACAGAAAUCAAUUUAGGGGAUUUUAUCAAACUUUAUAUAAAUCAUCGACCUGUGUUCGGCUUGUCCAUGAAGAAAAUAGAGCAAGCAUUUCAGGUUCUUGGUUAUGAUAAUGAGAAUGGAGACAAAGUUAUUGACAGAGGAGACUUACUGUUGCUGCUUCAGUGCAGAGGAGAGCACAUGACAGAGGACGAGCUGGCACAGUGUCUGAUCACCCUGAUGGGCAGGGGUCCUGAGGGAGGGGGCUCUGAACUGGACACCUGUGAUCCCUCAGGUGCAGCAGCUUUGUCUGAAGAAGAAAUUCCAGAGGAAAUCACAGCAGAGAUAUUUGUUGCUGACAUUCUUGGCUUACCUAUUGCUGAACCAGAAAAAAGAACAGAAAAGAGAAAUGAAUCUUUGGUCUACUGAAGAGAUGGAAGCAUUACUGGCACAAAGUUUUCUGUCUGUUCUUACUUUUCAGCCUCCUCUCACCAUAUAUCUUCAAAAAUUCUGUGUUAACAAAAAAACUUUAAAAAAAAAUGUGAUAACAAACACAUUUUGUGUUUGUUAAAAAGUUUCUUAGUAAUCAAACUCUAGAGAAAGCCUCCAGUUUAGCAAAUGCCACAAACCUAUAGGAUCAAACCUAUGUUGCUAUAUUGUCUUCCUGCAUUGACCACCCCCUACCCUUGGCUUGAACCUUCCUAGAAUUCAUUUUAGGUGUGUUUAGAUCAGAUGCAGUCCAUUUUCACUAUGUUAACACAAUAUUUAUUUGUAAAACCUGUC
Messenger RNA from Calypte anna (Anna's hummingbird), 3430 nucleotides. It is a transcript of the gene CFAP251, whose product is annotated as WD repeat domain 66. Gene Ontology annotation, molecular function: protein binding. Gene Ontology annotation, cellular component: sperm flagellum. Lineage: Eukaryota; Metazoa; Chordata; Aves; Apodiformes; Trochilidae. The record is from RefSeq and is a predicted model, not a curated record.